GCGGCCCAUGGUACUUCCGGCAACAGCCCCGGGCCCGGGCCGAGCGCCGGGCGGGGAGCGGCGGGGACGGAGGGAGCGGCGGCGGGAGAGAAACCAUGCCAUUUUUGGGCCAAGACUGGAGAUCCCCUGGAUGGAGAUGGGUUAAAACAGAAGAUGGAUGGAAAAGAUGUGAAACCUUUAGUCAUGCACUUGAGGAUGGGAAUAAUCAGCUGAAUGAUAUCAGCCACACUGUUAUCAUAACUGGAGAUGAUGAGAAUGAAGAAGUGUACAAUACUGAAGACUGUGAGUUUGCAGCCAAGAAAAGGAAAAAAGAUCAUUUUAGGAAUAACACAGAUUCACAAUGUUUUUAUCGUGAAAAGUGGAUUUAUGUUCAUAAGGAAAGCACCAAGGAAAGACAUGGCUAUUGCACCUUGGGGGAAGCCUUUAACCGCUUAGACUUUUCAAGUGCGAUUCAGGACAUUAGGAGGUUCAAUUACGUGGUCAAACUGUUGCAGUUAAUUGCAAAAUCCCAGUUAACUUCACUGAGUGGUGCAGCACAGAAGAACUACUUUAACAUUUUGGACAAAAUUGUGCAGAAGGUUAUGGAAGACCAAUAUAAUCCACGAUUGAUCAAAGAUCUUCUACAGGAUCUGAGUUCUACUCUCUGUAUACUGAUUAGGGGAGUAGGAAAAUCUGUGUUGGUAGGCAACAUCAACAUUUGGAUUUGCCGAUUAGAAACUAUCCUUCUGUGGCAACAACAAUUAAAAAAUCUUCAGAUGAACAAGCAAGUCAACAAUGGACUCACACUUAGCGAUCUCCCUCUCCAUAUGCUGAAUAACAUCUUAUACAGGUUCUCUGAUGGCUGGGACAUUAUUACUUUGGGUCAAGUGACCCCAACUUUGUACAUGCUUAGUGAAGACAGACAGUUGUGGAAAAAACUCUGCCAGUACCAUUUUGCAGAAAAGCAGUUUUGUAGGCAUUUGAUUCCAUCAGAGAAAGGUCACAUUGACUGGAAGCUGAUGUACUUUGCACUUCAGAAAUAUUACCCAAUAAAGGAGCAGUACGGGGACACCUUGCAUUUCUGUCGACACUGUAGUAUUCUGUUUUGGAAGGUGUUGGCUGUGGUGAAAGUAAUGGUCAGGUGUGGAUCCAAGGACCUCCAUUCUUGUUCCUGUUCAUUCUGAGCAUUGCUGCAAGCCUUGCUUUCCCAGCCAAGUACUGCUGCAGCCACUGGAUUUGUUCAGGACCCAGCAGCCCUUCUUUAACAUCAAUUUGUACCCCAUUUAUUUAAUUCCUGUAACAGCUCAGAUGCUUUCCUGUCUGUGACCUCAGUAACCCUGACAAUGGCUGGUGGUGGCUGACAUCCACUAAUCACUCCUUUAAGAUUUGCUACCCCGCAUAAAACUUGCUGUAAGUAUGUGGAUGCUUUCUCUGAGAGCUUGAAGGAAAGGUUUUAAAGCUAGUGGAUUGAUGCUGCUGUGAGCUCUUCCCCCUCGUGCUGAGGGACUGUGCAGAAGCACCCCUCCUGCAGACAGAGGGCAAAGCUCUUACACUGUGACCUGAGAGAUACCCAGCACUCAAAAGACAAAUAAGGUGGCAGCUGGGUGAAAGGUAUUAAGAGACCUGAGAGGAAACCUCUCUCCUAGCCAUUUAACUGAGGAGGGAGAGAAAUGACUUUAAGGUCUUAUAAGCCAUUUUAAGACAGGUUUGGAAAAAGUCAGUGUCUGUAAUAAUUUUCAUGUUCAACUUGGUGCCCACCAGGACCCCAAGGCCCCAAAGGCAGUAUUGUGGCUUUUUAAACAUUUCUUCUGGCUAAGAGAUAUGCACAGAAGUGCUGAGAAGCAUUUCAGUUCAAGUUUAUUUAAGAAAUCUUAAACUCUGAGUGUGGAAUCACAUUGUCAUGAGUGGUGUUGCAAGCUUUUAACACUGGCAAAACUGAGUUUUGGAAACAGUUCCACAACUCAUUAAAUAUUUAGUGAAUGUGUUGCUUAGACUUAAGGCAAAUAAGAGCUUGAUUAAGAGUGACUGUGUGAUGUGAGGUCAUUGGAUACAUGAGAAGAUAACUUUCAAUUGUGUUACUUAAGCAAAAAAGCUAAGGCAGUGAUUUUGAUGAUAGGGUUGGUGGUGGUUGAGUUUUUGUGUCGGUCUGUUGAGUUUUUUAAUUUAAAUCACAUAAAAAAUGGGGAAAUGAUUUCACCUUCAGGACAAUAAUCUUUAAUACCUCUCCUGAAGCACAGAAAAUAUUUUGACAGCCUGAAUUCAUCAUCUUUUCCUUUACUCCAGCACUUUCUCAUGUAACCUAAAGCACUGUGACCAUGAGAAAUGUUAUGACUUAACGUGAAACCUCUGCUCUUUGGCCUCCUGUGUGCUGCUGUCCUAGGAGGAAGAGCAGGCACUCUCCCCUUCAGCAGAAAGGUGCCUUGAAAUGUGUUCUAAAUAUCUGAAGCAGAGGUUCCUUUUUCUUUGGGGACAGCUUUUGUCCCCAAACCUGGAUCUCCUUAUGGACAGCUUCUGCAGUGGCAGUGCUAGGAAAUCAUGUUUUAACUGUGGCACCUCCAUGAUCACUUCCCAAUCCUGGGUGAUUUGGCUUUUAGUGAAUUCUAGUCCUGAGAAUAGCAGUUCAAAGGCAAUCAGGAUAUUCACUGCCAUAUUCCACAAGGAGCUUGAAAUUACAAUUUUGAAAAACAAGGUCUCCCCACUCCCCAGUCACUGCUUCCCAAACCUGUCUCUGAGAGACUCCUGCCCUUUUUUAUUACUUUCUCUCCCAACAGUUUUGUUCACCUAUUUCUGGGAAAAGACAUUCUGCCACGGACCUUUUCUAAGAGCACUUUGUGAGCCUUUUUCCUUGGAGUUUCCUUGGAGUCAGAAAGCACUGAGGCUCUUGCCUGGAAAAAACAAAGGAGUUGGACCUUGCUCUUUCUUUCCCCCUGUUCCCCUUCCUGAGAAAUGCAUUAAGUUGCUUUAGGAGAAGGAAGAAGCUGAACUCCAGAAAAACACCAAGCUCAAACCAAGAGUUCUCUACUAGCACUAGCAUUAAAAGACCAGUGGCCUUUCUGCAGUCUAGAAGGCAGAAGCAAUGAUGGCUAGCAGGAAGGAGAGGGUAGGAUGGGGAACAGUAGCACAACGUUUUGGAUUUUAUGGUGCACAAAUUAGCAUAUUUAAAACUCCAUCAUUGGCAAAGAACUUAGAGGAAGGCUAGACCCUUAAUAUCCAACUAAAGUUCCUUGAAUUGGCAGAUAGUUAGGUACCUGCAAUAAAUAAAUCAAUAUCAAAUAUUUGGAGACCAUUAUUAAAUUAGAGUUCAGAAUAUUGAAAUAUUAGCUAAUUAUGCUAUUUUCUUGCAGUGUUUUUAUAUGUUCAUCUGCAAGGCUCAGGUCCAAACCCUCAAAGACACUGGAACAUAAUUCCCAGCAAAAAAUUCCUACCAAGUUCAGUAGGAUGAGGGUUACCUUUAAUGCUUAAAAUGUCUCUGUUGAAGGACAUGACAGAUAAGUGGAUCAGGACACGAGAGGUGAGAGUAAGGUUGGGUUUCAUUCUUUUGAUUCCUGUGGACCAUCCUCUGUGCCACACACAGACCUGUCCAUCUACCUGUCACACAUGCUGGUAAUGCUUAUUUCCUGCAGGUUUA
Messenger RNA from Onychostruthus taczanowskii (white-rumped snowfinch), 3607 nucleotides. It is a transcript of the gene FBXO25, whose product is annotated as F-box protein 25. The record is from RefSeq and is a predicted model, not a curated record. Bases 96 to 1163 code for a protein of 355 amino acids. Gene Ontology annotation, molecular function: protein binding. Gene Ontology annotation, biological process: protein ubiquitination. Gene Ontology annotation, cellular component: cytoplasm; SCF ubiquitin ligase complex; nucleus. NCBI's taxonomy places the organism in Eukaryota, Metazoa, Chordata, Aves, Passeriformes, Passeridae. The transcript has 10 exons.